This is a messenger RNA of Micromonas commoda, 3630 nucleotides long. RefSeq lists its product with no specific name. The transcript is spliced from 2 exons. The record is from RefSeq and is a predicted model, not a curated record. The coding region runs from base 1 to 3630 and encodes 1209 amino acids. NCBI's taxonomy places the organism in Eukaryota, Viridiplantae, Chlorophyta, Mamiellophyceae, Mamiellales, Mamiellaceae.
AUGGACGAUCGCGAGCGGACACGUCGCCAGCUGGCGCUGGAGACUAAGCGUCGGCAGAAGCUCUUCGAGGAAAAGGCCAAACGGCGCCAGAUGGAGGAGGAGAAGCUGGCCGAGAACAAGCUGAAGGCGCGGCGGGCUCAGCGCAACCAAGCCGCCGCCCUGAUUCGCACACCCACGGAGCCAUCGCCCUCGUCCGGCGCCGGGGCCAACCGCAAGAUCCUGCGCAAGGGCACCGGCACCGCGGGAGCGUUCGGGUCCAAGGGCCUUCCCUGCAAGUCCCCAGCCCCCGUGCCGCCUCGCACCGGGUUUGCAUCAAAGGCGGCGAAGAAGGCGACGCCGCCGAACCAUCCCCGCCCGUUCACGACGUCGGGCGGCGCCGGCGGCGUCGACGGGCGGCAUCUUCGGGAUUUCAUCCGAGAUCGACGCGACGCCGUGCGAAGGGCCAACGAGGACCUCCGGAACGUCGACGCGGACGAUUCGUUCGCGUCGUCGGCUAAAUCCACGGCGCCGUGGCGCGAGCUCAAGGCGAACGCGGCCGCGGACCUGGGCGCCAUCCUCGGCGAGCUCGCGCCCCCCGCGGAUCUGCUCGAUCUUCCGAAGGAACCCACGGAGGAAUCCGUCGCGAGCGCCGCCGGGGCAAAGGCGAACGUCCGCCGGCGCGCGGUCGACGGCGCCGGGGCUGGGACGUCGAGGAGUGAGAGGGUGUACGACGGGGAUGGCGCCCGCGAGAACGGCGCCCAAACGCUGGAUGAUCUCACGUCGUUUUCACCGGGUGAGGGCGAGCGUAAGCUCACGUCGUUUUCACCGGGUGAGGGCAAGACGACGGCGGAUCCGCUGUGGAUGCGCGCCGCGUUCCACCGAGAACGGAGCGAGGAGUUCACGCCGCUCACCGGACAUCCGCCCUCGAAGGGAUCGACGCCGAGGAGGGUGCUGCACGGGUUUCCAAAGUCCGUCACGCCCCCCGCGCCCCCCCCCGAGGAGUGCGAGUUUACGCACGCGCUGCCGUCGAACCUCCGAGCGAAGGAGCCACCCCUUUCGGAGUCGUCAGAGUCGGAGCGGGAUCCGGAGCGCGAGUCCGAGUCCGAUUCCGAGUCUGACGACGACGAAUCCCCGAGCUGGGUCAUCCGCGCGACGGCGUGCGACACCCCGAUCGAACCGGCAGAGCCCUCUGUGCGGGAUAGCCUCGAGGCCGGGUCGGCGCCGGCGGCUGAAAAUUCGCGCCCGAGCGGCCCGUCGCCGAGGAUAUGGGCCGAGGGCGACGACGUCAGCGACAGCGAGCACGAGAUGGACGCAUCGGAGACGGAGGACGACGAUGCGAUGAACGCGGGUGGGGACGAGCGCGAGCGCGGAACGGGGUUUGGAACGAACCUGUUCAGGGAUAGCCUCGCGGGGAUGGACAUCCCGGGCGAAGCGGGGGUGGCGUCGAGCGUCGCGGAGAUCGCGUCGUCCGUCGAAAAGGCGCUCAACAGCAUGGAAACGUUCCAGCACAUCGAGAAAAAAGUCAUGGGGGAGUCACAGCCGGUGCCAGCGCCGGUGUCGCGCCCUUCGCGUAAGUUUGGGGAUGGGAUCGUGUCCGGGCGGAGGAUAUCCCCCGCUAAGCUCGCGCGUGAAUCGGGAGAGGGGGAGGAUGGGGAGGCGACCUCUCCCACGUCGCCUCUUCCGCAGGUUUCCACGCGUCGCACGUCGCCGCUGGAGAUGGAGAGAGAGCGUCGCCGCGAGCGCGAACGCGCGGAGCGGGAUGAAAAGGAGCGGAGCGAGGCUGAGGAGAUGGAGGCUCGGCUGGAGCGGGAGCUGGCUGAGCUCCCGACGCGGAAAACAACCGCCGACGACUUGGACGAGUCGACGGAUGACGCGAGGUACGAUUACGUGGACGAGGACGAGGCUGUCGCGGCGGCCGACGCGAUUCCCGAUGACAUGCCGCCGCCGCGGGCGCACACCCCGGAGCCCGACGAGGAUGAGGAACCCGAGGAUGCGCACCACCGGACACCCUCGGCGGCGGCGGGGUAUCAUCCCCGGCAUCACACCCCCGCCACGGAUCCGUAUCACCAUCAGCAGGUGUACCGCGCCGCGGCGAGGAAACACCACGCCGCGGUCGGGUCGGGGUACGGCGUCGCGGCUGACGUGAAGCAAGCGCGGCUCGCGCGCGUCGCGAGUGCCCCCGCGGGUGCUCGCCGACCCAGCCCGAUUGAGAAGGUUUUCAAGGUUGCGGAGAAGCCUCUCAAGUGCCAGGGUUCGUACGUGGCCGCCGCCGAGGAGGCGGAGGCGCGGAAACGACGCGAAUCCGCGCGAAGGGCCGCGCUCGAGGCUGAGGCCGAAGCCGCGAGGCGCGAGGCGGCGCAGGCGCAGAUGGGACGAAGGGCGCAGAGCGCCGAUGUCCGGUACGUCCCCGUGUUCCAACCCCCGGGUGGGUCCCCGCAGUAUCACGUACACCCGGGGUACCACUCCCCGCCCGGGUACGACGCUUACGGACAACCGCAGCAGCAGCAGCAGCAGCAGCAGCAGCAGCAGCAGCACGUGCAGCAGUACACGGAUCCCCACAUGCAGUGGCAUCCGGACCCGCGGCAGUAUCAGCAACAGGCUGCGGCUCAGAUGCACCCCGCGCACCACCCGCGCCCUCACCAUCAUCAUCAUCAGCAGCAGCACUGGCAGCAGUACCCCCCGCAACACCUCCACCACCACCACCGCCACCACCCCGCGAUUACCCCACAGCCGCAGCCCGCGACGACGCCGAGGAAGGAGGGGGCCAAGCGCGUCACGCCCCAGGGUCGGCGCGCGCCCUCCGGAUCUGGCCGAAGGUACGCCGAAACCGCGCCGCCGAAGCCGAGGGUUAAGUUUGCGGAUACGAAAGAGGGGCGCGCGGUUCGCGAGCUCCUGGGUAAGAGCUCAGCCGGCGCGGGUGAGGAGCGGUACGUCAACAGGGUGAAAUCCUCGACGGGGUCGCCCACGUCCCUGUCGCUCGAGGAGGCUAAGCUUCUCGCUUCCCUCAAGCGACUGGACGCGCACUGCCUCGCCGUUCCCGUCGACAACAUGCGCGGCUCCGCCUUGGACAACGGGUAUCACGACUCACCGUACGUCGACCCCGGCAUGGGCGGGCGUCGUAGCGUCGAGGAGGCUGCGCUCAUGGCGUCCCUCGCGAGGCUGGAUACCCAGCUCGGCGGGUUGGGUCCCCCCGAGCGAGAGAUGCGAGAAAUCGAGGAGCGAGUCGCGAGAGUCGGUCGCGACGUCGGCGUCGUUCGCCCCCACCGCGUGAUGCCCCACGCGGCACCCCCCGCGGUGUUUGGGACGCCGCAUACGGUGCACUACGGGGUAUCCCACGUGAGCCCGCCGCCCGUGCCCCAGUACGAGCCGAGUCCCGUGGGAGCCGGGGGCGCGGGACACGCCAGCCGGCGCAGGUUCGAGUACCAGCCGCCGCCGCUGCCGCCGCCGACGAGGAGGUGGAGGCCGCCCAACCGCGAGGCUGGCGACGUGGUGACGGACCACUGGGGGGCGCCGCCGCCGAAGGUGGAGAGCGCGCGGCGUGGGAGGGUGCGAACGGCGGUGGGCUUCACCCUGCCCAAGGUUCAGACGAGGCACCAGGAGCACUCGCAGGGACGCAUUCACGGCGGAAGAGUGUCUGAUUAUUUCUACUGA